ACAUACACCAUUUAAAGUAAAACAGACCCAGACAUGGAAGCCACUUGCAGAUCAGAGACAUCCAGAAAUAAAACACCUACUUUGGAGCUAUCCAGUGCGACACAGCUGCCAGAGAGCACCAACUGCAUGGCGUGUUCAGAGGAUGGCAGAUACCUCAGUCUGGGUCACUCCGGGGGUUUGUCUGUGUGGUGUGCAUCUUCUCUGAUCUGUGUGGCAGAGUGGCUGAAGGACAGGUUGGAAAUGACAUCAGUUCAAAUGAUCUGCAUGGCUGAGUCGACCUAUCUGCUUGGCAGCAUUGAUGAUAUGGGUGUUGCCCGAGUCUUUGCAUAUCACUCUGAAGCUAUUCACCUCCUCAGUGUUAUUAACAUCAUGGAAGAUAUCAACCAGAGGAGCAUUUGCUUGACAUUUGAACUAUCUAAAGGGGGAAAUUAUGGAGCUGCAUCAAUCAGCUGCAAUGGUGCUGUUUGGCUCGACGUCUAUCACUUCCCUACAGAAGCAUGGCGGAAAGAGUUAGAGAUGGCAGUAUCACAACAGGACCCAAACUUAUCUGGAGAUGUGAAAUGGUCUCCAGCUGCACUGGUGAUUAAAACCAGGCCUCCCAAAACUCCAGCAGACGGUUCACUUGAAGUGUUGCAGACGGCAGACAUUUUGACGCACUGUUUAGCUCUUGACGGACACACGAGCAGUCACCAUCAGGAGGAGGAACAGUCUUACAAUACAGAUGCAGAAAAAGCAAAAGAAACAAAUGACCACCCAAGACGUUGCACUCAGCACUUUCUUCUGCCCUGUGGUCAGUUUCCCAGCAAUAGUAAAGCAAAGUCAGGAUUGCCUGUGUCUGUCUGUGUGUGGUGGAGUGGCAGCCAUAAUCUUCUCCAUUAUUGUCUGCAUAAAGUACCUAAGAACAAACCAGAUAUGGAACCUUUGCCAGAUGUACUGUGUCCGAAUGCAAAUGAAAUCGUCUGCUCUGCUGUUAGUAGAUGCACCUGUUUCAUAGCUCUUGGCCUCAGCAAUGCUUUGGUGUGCGUCUGGGACAGACAUUCUGGCUCUCCAUUGUCUGUUGUCUCAAUGUUAGCAGCAGAGAGUGUCUUUUCCAGGCUGCACUUUGUAGAUUACUGGCCUCUGUCUGCUGAUGAUUCCCAGACUUUCACCACAGUAGAAAUCCAUCUCAUGGUGGUUUGUAAGAAUGGAGUAAUUCAUACAGUCACCACAGGACGAGGAACAGAAUCCUGCACUAUGCAGCUCACUGAAAGGCCAGAAGACAGUGGGGACCUGCCAACAAUCACUGCAUCAGUGUCGUUCCUGCAGGGUUUGUCACUUGUGGUGCAAAGAAAUGGAAAAAUGUUACUGCAAGAUGUUGUCAACAAAACCACUGUGUGCUUCUUGAUUCCUCCCACAACUCACCUGCUGGCGACUCCCUGCAAUCCUGUUUAUGCUCUGAGCGCCAAACAGCAUGCUUUGUUCAUACGAGGUGACCAGGAACCCAGCUGCAGUGCUUUUGCUAAAGGACAAUGCCAGAGUCAGCUUUUCAUCUUCCACUUUGGAAAGCCUGACAUCAUGAAGCAGUAUAAUGUUUCACUUCCAGACUCUCCGCAGCAACAAAAUGCAUUGAACUUUGACACUCUAGACGAUUCCUGCAAUCUCUACCUUCAGCAAAGAGCUCUGUCUGUGGAUGAAAGGAACAAAACUUUAACACAGACAUGGAAGAAACUACAGGAAACGGCAGAGAUGCUACAACAAAGACAUGGUUCCUGAAGAACUACAACAAACUGCAGCCUUUUACAGAGUUACUGCAGUACGGUAAUGAUAUUGUAACAUUAUUUAACGUCUAAGAGGCUGCUGGUACUGUAUGUAUGUUUAUUGUAAAGCUUCUUCAAAUCUCACCACCUUUGUUAUGCCGUUCUUCAUUCUGCAUUCUGUCUUUAAUGUUGCCCCAAUAUAAUUUUAACUUGUGUGCUAUCAAUGCACUACAGCAUAUUCUGUGUUUUUAUUUUUUUAAAUAAAUGUAUGAAACUAAUUAAAAAUAAAUGACAUUUUCUGUAGAUAUUGGCUUGAAAUAGCUUUGCUUCUGAAGACAGAUGUAAGACUUAGGGUACAUUAAGGUACAUUUUUUCCAAUAUACUAUUUAUGAUAUAGUGUUUUUUGCGUA
Scomber scombrus (Atlantic mackerel) is the source of this 2146-nucleotide messenger RNA. RefSeq names its product WD repeat domain 93 (gene wdr93). Bases 34 to 1752 code for a protein of 572 amino acids. The transcript is spliced from 15 exons. The record is from RefSeq and is a predicted model, not a curated record. Gene Ontology annotation, biological process: electron transport chain. NCBI's taxonomy places the organism in Eukaryota, Metazoa, Chordata, Actinopteri, Scombriformes, Scombridae.